This is a messenger RNA of Cyclopterus lumpus (lumpfish), 4700 nucleotides long. RefSeq names its product frizzled class receptor 4 (gene fzd4). The record is from RefSeq and is a predicted model, not a curated record. Gene Ontology annotation, biological process: retina vasculature morphogenesis in camera-type eye; canonical Wnt signaling pathway; non-canonical Wnt signaling pathway. Gene Ontology annotation, cellular component: plasma membrane. NCBI's taxonomy places the organism in Eukaryota, Metazoa, Chordata, Actinopteri, Perciformes, Cyclopteridae. Gene Ontology annotation, molecular function: Wnt-protein binding; Wnt receptor activity.
CGCUUACAGGCAGUAGGCGCAAAACCAGAGCGCUGAGUCUCGUCGCUGCGCUGCGCUUCUCCGCACGGAGAUAUUAACGGGAAACUACACAAGAAGGACUGCGGGAUUUAACCACAUUUGGGAUUUUUUUUUUAAACUGCAGAUGCGCACGUUAUUUAACUGAAAAUACCUUUGAUUACGCACAGAUCCCGCAAUGAUUCACUGCUGAUUUAGGGAUAUUUGUAUCUCCUGAAUGGCUCGUAGUUGGAUACGAUAGCCUCCAAAACGCACGGAUUACACGCGCCGCAGUCCUGCUGGACUCUAGUCUAAACACGCGCUGUGGUUUCCAGGGCGACCCAAAUACACGUUGGGUCAGAGGAGGUUAUUAAUAACCGUGCCAACAUUUACAGAGGGCAGCCGCUCCGUGUUGCGGUGACCAUGCCCGGGAUUAAGUUGUCGUUCAGCGGGGCAGCACUGCUGGUCUUGUCCGGGCUGGUCGCUCCGCUCUGCGGGGUGAAGGCUUUCGGCGAUGAGGUGGAGGAAAUGACCUGCGACCCGAUCCGGAUCAGCAUGUGCCAAGGUCUCGGUUACAACGUUACCAAAAUGCCCAAUCUGGUCGGCAACGUGCUUCAGUCAGACGCCGAGCUGCAGCUGACCACGUUCACUCCGCUCAUACAGUACGGCUGCUCCAGUCAACUCAAGUUCUUUCUGUGCUCAGUCUACGUGCCAAUGUGCACCGACAAGGUUCCCAUCCCCAUUGGUCCGUGUGGUAGCAUGUGUAUGUCUGUCAAGAGGAAGUGCCUCCCGGUACUCCAUGAGUUUGGCUUCAUUUGGCCUGAGGUGCUCAACUGCAGCCUCUUCCCACCUCAAAACGACCACAACCACAUGUGCAUGGAAGGCCCGGGGGACGAGGACCCACCCUACCAGCCCGUUCGUCAUCCUCCCCACCAGGAGGACUGUCAGGCACUGGGAUCUGCACCUGACCAGUAUACCUGGUUAAAACAGACUGAAAGCUGUGCUCUACAGUGUGGCUAUGACAGCGGGCUCUACCGACGAGGGGCCAAAGUCUUUACGGACGCGUGGAUGGCGGUGUGGGCCGUGCUGUGCUUCCUGUCGACGACUCUGACGGUCCUGACCUUUCUGUUGGAUUCACAGCGCUUCUCAUAUCCUGAAAGGCCCAUCAUCUUCCUAUCUAUGUGCUGUAAUCUGUACAGCGUGGCCUACCUGGUACGAUUGACUCUGGGAAGGGAGCGUGUUUCCUGUGACCUGGAUGCCACUGCGGUACCAAUCCUAGUACAAGAAGGGUUAAAGAGCACCGGCUGUGCCAUAGUCUUCCUCUUGCUCUACUUCUUUGGCAUGGCUUCCUCCCUCUGGUGGGUGAUCCUGACCCUCACUUGGUUCUUGGCUGCUGGACUGAAGUGGGGCCAUGAGGCUAUAGAAAUGCACAGCUCCUACUUCAACAUAGCAGCUUGGGCCAUCCCAGCCGUUAAAACCAUCGUCAUCCUCAUAAUGCGACUGGUGGAUGCAGACGACCUAACUGGACUCUGCUACGUUGGCAACCAGCAGCAAGAGGCACUCACAGGCUUUGUGGUGGCACCACUGGCCACAUACCUUCUUAUAGGCACUCUGUUCAUCUGCGCUGGCCUCGUGGCUCUUUUCAAGAUCCGCUCCAACCUGCAGAAGGACGGUGCCAAAACAGACAAGCUGGAGCGUUUAAUGGUGAAGAUCGGAGUGUUCUCGGUUCUCUACACUGUGCCAGCGUCCACCGUCAUUGGCUGUUACCUCUACCAGCUCUCUCACUGGGGGGAGUUCAGGGCCAGCACCCGGGACUCGUAUGUGGCAUCAGAGAUGCUUCGAAUCUUCAUGUCACUGCUUGUAGGCAUCACAUCAGGUAUGUGGAUCUGGUCUGCAAAAACCCUCCACACCUGGCAGCGCUGCACUGCCCGCCUGCUCAGGGAUAGCAGGGCGAGCCGGGGGGGCAAGAGGGCACCGGGCGAGGGCUGGAUCAAACCGGGGAAAGGCAACGAGACGGUAGUGUGAGGAGGAAGAGAGAGAGAGAGAGAACGGACAGGAAUGGACUUCUACCUGCUUCACUGUCACUUACAGAAACUCACCAAACUGAAGAUGGAGAGGACGGGACAGUGAUGAGAGGGAGUAGCGGGAGAUUCUCAAGGAAGCCACUGGAUGUGAUGGCAUCGUAAAAGCUCCCUGAGAGUCCGCAAGCAUGGUUCACCCCCUCUCACUGCCUCUCACAUGGGUUAAGGAGGAGAGAAGUGGAGGAUUUGGGUCAUACAUAAGUUACAACAGCAGCCUCUCUACCUCUGUUAGACUUCCUUUUCCCAGAGAGGUAGAGAAAGCCAAUAAUGGAGAAAGAGAGAUCGAAAGGCCAGAACAGAAGCAUCAAUAUGCAGACCAGACACGGCAAUAAGAUGUGUAGCACCAUGUCUACCUCUCUGCCUCUCUUUUCUCCAGAGCCCUCAGCAGAAGAGACUGAACCUGCUGUAACCCUCAUGCCGUUGUGUCUUUUUUUUAAGGGUCUUUUGAAAUUUAGAAUUUUACACUGGAGGGUCCUGGUGCAGACAUUAUGCAGGGUUGACGUUUCCCAAAAGCAUCUGACAACCUGAGGUCCUGUCGGGUUUUCACGUCACCCCAUGGGAGAACUUAAAUGAAAUACGAGAACAAAAUUAAUUAUAAUCGGAUGAAAACAUAUUAAAUAUGGCCUUAAAUCUGUGAUGCGUUUACAUUUGAACAACAAUAUUAUACAUUUUUGUAAAUGAUAACUUUUUGUACAAUAUAUAAAAGAGCAGGUGAUUUUAUUGCUCAGAAUUCUUUGGGAAACCAGCUCUAAGCUGUAAUAAUGCACUAUAGUUGUAUACAAUAUGUGAAGUGUCCGUACUUUACCAGGGACGGCAUGAGAGCCUUUAACAGAUGCAGAAAAAAUAACUCCAAUGUGGUUAAAUUCACAAGAUCUUUUCGACACAAACAUUGUGAAGAGCAGACAAAGACAAUAAGGUGAGAUUAUUUUUUUUAGUGUGUGUGUUGUACGUUUAGGUAAAAUCUGUGGGUAGUUUUAAAGUCAUACCGCAAUGAAUCCUGGGAGAAACCCAGCUGUGCCUUUUUUAUUGACCCGUAAAUGUAGAAGAGGUAAGGCAUCUGGGAAAUGUAGGCCUGUGUGCUUUACCUCAGCAGUCGGUGAAAAGCUCUGCUACUUUCCAAUGAUGUGUGCAGUCUUUGUGGGAACCCUGUACCGCGUAUGCUCUUGAGUUACCAUGAAAGCCAGGAAAUUAAAUUAAUUCCCCCUGCCCUCCUUUCCAAACAUUGGACCAGAGGCACGUUAAAGAAUUAGAGGUUAUUAGACAAUCACUGGCCAAGAGACACAUUAUGAAAUAACAAAGAGCCGUCACAAGCACAUAUAGCAGGUAGUUCCCACGCAUCUCAUCCACCAGCAGUUAUGAUCCCUCCUACAAUACCACCAACAAUAAGCCCAUAUCUGCAAAAUUGUGUCUCCUUGCCGUCUGUUUGCAUUUCAUCGCUCAGUUUCUUUUUAAAUCCCCUCAGUUCAAUAAUGAAAUCACAGAAGCACAAGGAAAUUGUCACUAUUUAUUAGUGUCUGUCUGUUCGAUGUUCUCAUUGGUCGCCUGCAGGCCUGUUUCUCUUUAGCCCCGUCUAUUACAUCAUGGCUCGUUUCCCAGACAAUCAAGUCGUCCUUGCAAAAGAUUACAUUUCAGAAGUUCAUCUCCCAACAUUUUAAUCCUGCAGUUCCCCUCUAAACCUGCUUAUAGACUGUACUAUAAGCUUGAAUUACAAUGCGCUACUUCUGGUCUUACUGCUGCACUUACCAAAUUCUGCAACUGCUCCUGUAUAUUUUUGCCUGACAAUCUAUCUAGCAAAGCUCUAGCGUUUCAGUGAGUCUUUGAAUGUAUACUAUGCAGGUGUGUGUCACGUUACACCUUCUACUUUAAGUAGGCUGUUUAAAUGUAAAAGGACUCAAAUGAUUUGGAGCUUUGCCCCCUGUGUGUCAUGAAACCAGAUCGUACCUCGCACCGCCCGUCACAGGUAUUUUUUAACAUAAUGUUUAGAAUGGGACAGAAAAUAACUUAUGUAUGGGCUGCCUUUUGCCCCCAAAACUAAAUGUAACACGCCCUUAUUACAUUCAAAGAUACUUUUGGGGGUUUGGGUGAAAACCUAGAGCCCUGACACACCAGUGUUUCUCAAACAAGCGUCCAUGGCACACCUAUUACAUUUCCAAAGUGAAAUAAACAUUACAUUGAGUUAAAGUGAAUUAAAUUAACCUCUGACCACUAAUGCAGUUUCACUCUGAAAGGGUCUUAAUGUUUGGCUGUCUCCUCUGGAAUGCUCACGCAGAGCUUCAGGUGACAUUACCAAGCAAUCACUGAACGUAUGUGCCUUGCAACAUGCAGAGUGUGUGCCACGGCCUAAUGAAGAUUGAGAACUACUGGUUAUACAGGUUUGUAAAUGCUUUUUGGCCAGACAUGCAUCAAUGUCGGGGUCAGUUCACCGACCCUGAUCGUAGCCUUUAAGGUCUAGACUGUUCCUUUGUGUAGAAAACUCCUUGUCUUGAUGAUGUCAUCAAUGUAUUGUAAAGAAAUUGCUAAUUUAUCAUUGUAAAAAAAAGUGACAAAAAAAUGUAAAACUUGUUUGUUAUUUAAAAACGCUUUUGUAUCAGAAGAUGAUGAUGAAUAAAAACUUUUUGGUUUCCG